AUGGAUUUUAGAAACUUAUCUGCUAAUCAAAUGGACAACAUAGUACAGCGUCGUCCUUCCUUGUCAUCCCUAUCAUCUGCCUCGGGAUACUCCUCAUCCUCGACGCCUUUCAAUACAAAGAGCUAUACUCCAAGUAACCUCAUGAGUAAAGACUUGCAAAGUUCUUGGCUUAAUCAACCGAGUUCCACCUCAAUAGGCCCCUGGGUGGAACAACAACAACAGCAAACACUUGACGCUUUGGAUAAGACGACUUUGGAUAAACCAAUUAAUGAUGAGACGAAACCUAAUGAUAAUGAACCUCACGAAACCCACGACAAUAUCGACGACGACGAACUUAUCCCCACUGCAAUCGUUAUUAAAAAUAUUCCAUUUGCUAUUAAGAAAGAGCAGUUGUUGGAAGUUAUGACCAAACUAAAUUUGCCCUUACCAUAUGCUUUCAACUACCAUUUUGAUAAUGGGGUGUUUAGAGGCUUAGCGUUUGCCAAUUUCACGUCCACAGAUGAAACAUCCCUUGUGGUGAACCAAUUAAAUGGGAGAGAAAUAGGAGGUAGGAAGUUGAGAGUUGAAUAUAAAAAGAUGCUACCAGCGCAAGAAAGAGAACGUAUUGAGCGUGAAAAGAGAGAAAAGAGAGGUCAAUUGGAAGAACAACAUAGAUCAACGUCCAAUGCUUCCUUAGCGUCUUUGCUAUCGCAAGCCUCCACAACUGCGGCAACCAAAAACCUCAGCGUGGCUGGAACUUCGACCUCACAAGAACGUAUUUUUUUGAAUUUGCCAUUUGGUUGUUCACUGUUUAGUCCACCUGAGCUUAAUUUUAAUGAUCCCGAAAUUUUAGAGCUAUACACACAAUUGGUGCUUUACCGCGAUGAUGCAUCCAAGACGGUGUUUGAAUUGGCAAUCUCGCCAUUAAAUUUAAACAUUGCUCAAAGAAAGAUUAUAUCAUACGUUUGCAACUAUCUAAAUUUAUUAGAAUUGUUUGAUAAUGGCAUGAUUAUAAUUAGAAGAAAGCCCGGCCACAUUUCAAUUGCGCCUGGACAGACACGUCAGCAGCCACUUCAUUCUGCCUCCAUGAUGAAUCUCAACCAGUUGGCAAAUCCUCCUGAGUUGUUACGAUCACACUCGCAAUCCGCGAUACCGAUGCCGAGGUUGAGACAACAAGCGUCCACUCCAACUCAGCAGCAGCCUCAAAUUGUCUAUCAACAGAGGCCAUACACCCAACAUGGGUAUUACCAGCAAUCACAGCAGCCACCACAAUUGGCACAAAGUUUAUCAGCAGGCAGUUCAGCUGCUGCAUUGUUAAGGACGAAUAAUAACAGGUCAUACGUCGAUGUGAGGUCUACUCCACCAUUAAACCAGCAAGAAAGCCAUCCAAUGUCGCAACAACAGCACCAAUUCUUCCAACCAAACCCUGCUACUACUACAACAACCACUAAUACCAAUGCCGCUGCUACGAACACAAAUAAUGCUCCCUCACAACCUCAGACACCAUCCAGUGGUUCUAUCUGGGGCCCAAGAUUUAUAUAG
Messenger RNA from Lodderomyces margitis, 1521 nucleotides. RefSeq names its product Pin4p (gene PIN4). Gene Ontology annotation, cellular component: cytoplasm; nucleus. Gene Ontology annotation, molecular function: mRNA binding. The transcript has a single exon. Bases 1 to 1521 code for a protein of 506 amino acids. NCBI's taxonomy places the organism in Eukaryota, Fungi, Ascomycota, Pichiomycetes, Serinales, Debaryomycetaceae. The record is from RefSeq and is a predicted model, not a curated record.